Kluyveromyces lactis is the source of this 2352-nucleotide messenger RNA. RefSeq names its product Nvj2p (gene NVJ2). Gene Ontology annotation, molecular function: lipid binding. The transcript has a single exon. Gene Ontology annotation, cellular component: ERMES complex; endoplasmic reticulum. The record is from RefSeq and is a predicted model, not a curated record. Lineage: Eukaryota; Fungi; Ascomycota; Saccharomycetes; Saccharomycetales; Saccharomycetaceae. Gene Ontology annotation, biological process: phospholipid transport. Bases 1 to 2352 code for a protein of 783 amino acids.
AUGACAUCUUUAGCUGGUUUCAUUUUUGUAUAUGUGUUCGGUGGUUUAACGUUCAUUCCGAUUACUAUUGCUAUAGUGUUCUAUCUGACUAGUUCACCCAAGAAAGAUGUCGAAAAUGAAGAAAACGAUAAGCUGGUCGUUGAUGUGGAUUCUAGUUUCAAAGCAGGUGAUUUGAAUGAAUUGAAAGGUGUUGCUACCAAGAAGCAGGGUUACCUUCAUAUUACGAGGCAGUUUUAUCCUCAUCAAACUGAUCUUGAUAACCAAACUGAGAAUACUGAUGACGCAGAGUCUAACACCACACCUCCGUCAGCAGAGCAGCAAAGAACUAGGGAUAAGUUGAAGAAGAAGGACAAAUUCUACGCUGUCUUGAAACAUGGCAAUUUGUUUCUUUAUAAAGAUUUCUCACCUGAGGCAGGACCGCAGCAAGUUAUUGUUUUAAGUGAUGCCUUUAUUUCAAUAUGGCCUCGAACCGUCUCUCCUCAAGACGAUACACCAAUUCCAGAUGGUUCUUUGUUUACCAAGAAAACAUGCAUCUCCAUUUGGAAGAAACAUACCGCAUAUAUGGAUCAGUCUAAUCGGCUUCAAUUUCGUAGAGGUGGUCCCUCAGAUCAAUUCUUCAUAUACUUGGAUUUAAACACAGAUAAAGAAGAUUGGUACUUCGCUUUGAUACAGGCUACAAAGAUGGAGAAAGGUCCAAGAAGUCCGGUAAACUCUUCUCACUUCGAAGUUGAGAAAGCUCUUUCUGCAGAAUAUGCUGCUCAAACUGCUCAUUUCAAGACUAAGGAUAUGCUUUAUUUGAUACAGACUUUGAACUCUACUGAAGGGCAGCAUUCUUCCCAGUGGUUCAAUGCACUCAUUGGGAGACUUUUCUUAUCAUUACAACAAACAGAAACGUUGUCUAAUGCAGUAAGAGAACGGAUCUAUAAGAAGUUGAAGAAAAUCAAUAAACCGGGAUUAUUGGAUGAUUUCAGUAUAGAGAAAGUUACCGUGGGGAAUAGUGCCCCAGUGAUAUCAAAUCCAAAACUUCUUGAUUUAACUCCAGAAGGACAAACAAGGGUUUCCUUUGAUUUUUUGUACACCGGACAUUUGCAUUUGAUUAUAGCUACUAAGAUGAAUAUCAACCUUGGUUCAAGGUUCAAAAAGCGAGAAAUGGAUAUAAAGCUUUCCAUUACCGUUAAAAAAGUGGAGGGUCCAAUAGUAAUUCUCAUCAAGCCACCUCCAACAAACAGGCUUUGGUAUGCGUUCCAAACUGAACCAUUAUUGGACAUCGAUGUCGAACCGGUGGUUAGUACUAGGCAGUUGUCUAACAACAUGGUAACUAAUAUGAUUAAAUCCAAAUUCAAAGAAGCAAUUAAAGAAUCAAUUGUGUUACCUUACAUGGAUGAUAUGGUAUUUUACAAAACGCCAUCUGAAUUGUACAGAGGAGGUAUCUGGGAAUCAACGAAACAAAAAAAGGAUACAAGUUAUACCGAAGACUUUGAAUAUAUCAAAAGUGAGCGACAAUUUAACACAGGGUCUUCUGUUCGCGAGAACAAUGACAUAUCGAACACCAACUUAGCCGAACGGCAGUCGACUAACUCUGCUGUUGACUCACCAACCGUCGAAGAAAGUGAAAGCACCAUUAACGAAUCGUACAACACAGAUCAGCCACAAACGUCUACGGAUAGUACUCGAUCAUUCCUGAAAAAUAAAAGUAACGAUGAUUCAAAUGUAUCUAUAAGAUCUAGGUCUUCAGUUGAUUCAACAAACUCAAACGCAACCAAAAGGUACUUGCAAACAGGUAUGAAAAAGAUCGGAAGAUGGUAUAAAGAGCAAGUAGUCACUGUGAAAGAAUCGUUGAAUAGUGACGAAGAACUUCAUCAUCCAGAUGAACCAGAGGGUACAGAAGACCAAGUUGGGGUCAUUAGUACUAAAGUAGCCGAAAAAUCUGAAUUACUAGAGAACGAAGCUUCAAUUCCUGAUGCUGCAUCUUCUUUGAAAGUAGAGACAUCUUUUAAAACAACUGAAAAGCCAACAACUCCAGAAAUGAUAACCAAUAGAAGAGUUCCUAGAAGCAAAAAUUCAUCCAUUGAUAAUUCAAAACAAGAGACUUCACAUCACACUUCAGAGUCUCAUCGUGCCGAGAUGUUUGUUAACAGAACAAGAGCCAGGUCAACAUCUGGGUCUUACUCCCCGACAUCUCCAGAUGUUUAUAGGAGACAUGAGAUGAGCUACUCAUUUACAAAUAAUGAAAACCUGAAUCCGCAUUCCAUCACAUCUUCAGAUAUUCUCGAGGAAGCAGAGAACAUGAUCCCGGAAAUCAACGCACAGGUUCGGAAAAAACGCCCUCCUCCUCCAUUGCCUCCACGCUAG